Bemisia tabaci is the source of this 588-nucleotide messenger RNA. Lineage: Eukaryota; Metazoa; Arthropoda; Insecta; Hemiptera; Aleyrodidae. The record is from RefSeq and is a predicted model, not a curated record.
UUAGGAUGAAAUCAAUCAUAUCUUCAAUUUCAUUCUUGGCUAUCUCCCUCGGAAAUGUUAUUGUAGUACUAAUUUCAUCAGCAAAAUUAUUCAAUAGACAGGUUUAUCAAUUUUUGUUUUAUGCCGGACUGAUGGUUUUGAAUACCGUUCUACUCAUUUUCCUGUCCGUCCGAUACAAGUACAGAGACCAGGCAGAAGAGGCAAUCUCACCGGAGCCUCAGUUGCCACCAGAUCCGGAGAAUAAGACUGGAUUUGACACUCCUAAUGAUCAAACGGGAAACUUAGCAGCCAACUUUUUGUGUCCGAAAGCUUUGGAUUAAAGAAAGUAGAUUUGCUCGAACUAUCCGAGUAGGAGUAAAAAAUUGCAACUUGUGUUGCUACAAGAAAAUGACAAAGUGGCAAAAGCAACCAGUAGGAUAGAUUGUUACGAUUGAAAAUUGUAAAUUUUUCCUUGACGAUUAGAUUUAUUUGGAUUGUUUGUGUCCUUUUUCAUUGUUUGUGGGGGGUAGACUUAGGAGAGGGGAAUUGGAAAUGGAGAUUGCGGAUAUUUCCCCUAAUUUAUAGAAAGUUCUAGGAAAAACGUAGGAG